AUGCAACAAUCCCCAUCUACUACAACACCACCGGGGCCUUCAACUGUUCCUCAGUUUGUUGUAAUUCACGAUCAAUUACAACAGUGCUGGAAACACCCAGUAGUCCAUUAUGUAUUUGAGGGCGAACCUUUUCCCUCGGACGUACCAAAAGACUCGUAUGUAUUGGUAAAUCUUGGUGAAGAUGGUGAAAGUAUUGUUGAUGUUAAUUCAUUAAGCCAUAAAUUUCAAGUAACAAACUGCAAAGUUAGCUCCACUCCACAAAUGAAUGCUACUGCGGGGCCAGGUGGUAAAGAAUCUAACACAAGUUUGAUGUUAACUAUCGAAGGAAUGUCAGCCAAUCAACCAGCAAAAAAUCGAAGCAAACAAUAUAAAGAAGAAUUUGAUCAAUCAUCUAGUAUGUUUGGAUUAGAUGAUUUGUUAUAUGAUUUCAAAAAAAGGAAUGAAUUAAUAAGACAAACACUCAUAUUUUCACAAAGUCAAAGAACCUAA
Messenger RNA from Rhizophagus irregularis DAOM 181602=DAOM 197198, 489 nucleotides. RefSeq lists its product as uncharacterized. Lineage: Eukaryota; Fungi; Glomeromycota; Glomeromycetes; Glomerales; Glomeraceae. The record is from RefSeq and is a predicted model, not a curated record.